GUUUUAGUAACAUUUAUUCUGAUCAGAAAGAAACAUCCCACCUAGAGCCAUGAAGCGUGUAGUGCUCGCUGUCUUCGUCUACAUCGCAUCUGUGCGUUGGGUUUCUGCGGAGAAUCUACUUACAAACCAGGAACUUAUGAACAGCUACAUUUUUCCGAGAAGUGUAACCGUGGCAGUUGGUGAAAGUAUUCACCUGAAGCUUCUUUCCCCAAUGAACGACGACGACCAUUGUCUUUACCGGGAGCCAGGUUCAACAGUGGAUAUAGAUGUUCACGCAUCCUCUACAUUUAACAUGGAAAUGAACAAUGAUUAUAGAUACUCGUACCCACGAAAAGUAGAUGCUAACGAAUGUGGAAUAAAAGUUCUGAAAAUCUCUCACGAAGAUGCAGGUUUCUGGCGGCUAACGUUGGUACGGGGAGCUACCGUUAUUCGAGGGAUCUCGAUGGUCUAUGUGAUCGAUGUUCCGUCAGUGCCGGAUCCUGGUGAACAAGAUUCAAUUGUCAGUCUAGAAGAAAUAACUCCCGACAGGACUGAUUACUGUUAUGUGUUAAGAAGUACGGACUCUCACAACCGGAACGUGCCGAUGUAUGAGCAAUGUUCAUUGGUUACUGAUGCAAUGGAUCCCACCGGAAGUGGGCGUUGGAAUGUUAUAGCAGGAGUGCAAGGCCAUAUGCGUGAGAUGAAUUUUGCAAUCAACAUAGAGCACAAAGAGGAACAAGUCAUAACGUCUAUCAGUCGAGCUUCCGAUUUCGAGGUGCUGAUGUGUCAUCUGCGCUACUCUAAACAUAUGAUUAAGUUUUGCCGAUUCAUUCGAGUGGCAGACAAUUUAGGAUUGAAUAUGUUGGAGGGAGUCGGAUGGGAUCGGUAUCGCUACAAUGGAAACGGAUUCAGUGCCGGUGAUUGUGGACUGGAAAUCGAGGAUCCGGCCACCAUCGAUAGAGGCCUGUGGAAGUGUGUAAUUGGAUAUGGUGAUGAUGAAGUGAUCAAGGUUACCGGUGCCAUUUUGGAUAACAAUGAAACUGAAUCUGAACUCAAAAUUAUUGCGGCAGAGAACGUGAAUGCUUUGAAUGGCACUGAAAUGACACUGCAAUGCAACGCCAACAAACCAUUGGAUUACUGUUGGUUCAAGGAUCCAAUGGGUAAUUCAUAUUCGGUUUCCGAAAGUUCGAUUUCAGAUGACGACAUGUACUACUGGUAUAGUGGAAUUUCUCUAAAAAUGGGUGACUGCGGGAUCAAAAUAGCACCUAUUACGAUGGAAAUGACUGGGCAGUGGAGUUGUCAUGUCGGUAGCAGCAAUCUUUUUGCUCUUGAGGUAUCGGAGUUUAUCACUGUAAGAAUUGGUCUAUCCCAAAUGAUUGCGUCAGCAAGCUCGAUGGAAACUACCUUGGAAACUGCGUUAGCAUUGGAGUGUUCGUCGAUUCCAAAGAACACACCACUUCAGUAUUGUAGGUUCAUGACACCCAGUGGUCAAGCUUUCAGUUUAGACGAAAAUGUGACAUCCGAUAGAGCAAUCCUGGACAAAUACUAUUCCAAUCCAAAUCACGAUCCAAAAAAUGGUUUUUGUUCACUUAUUGUCAAAAGCAUAGGCACAUCUGAUUUGGGUGAAUGGAAUUGCGCAGGAAAAAUUGCAGGUCAUACUACGGAACACUACGCUACGAUAACAGUUCAAACGAUACCAGAUUCGGAGCUUGCUGUCGCUUCCAUCGUCGGAAUGGUCCUGGGAGGAAUUGCCAUACUUGUGAUAGCGACUGGAUUAUAUAUUUACAACUUCCGACGAAGAAUGCAAAGACAGUUGGCUGCCUUUAAUCAGGGAAUAGAAUUACAAGACCGAGGAUUUCGAACGGAAACCCAACCUGGCCCACGUUCCAGUAUGUCCAGUGACAACAGUCAGGAAACUCAACGAAGUGAUAUUCAACUACACAAUCCGUAGAAUAAUAUCUUUUUAGUGGAAACUCUUCU
Messenger RNA from Malaya genurostris, 1959 nucleotides. RefSeq lists its product as uncharacterized. The record is from RefSeq and is a predicted model, not a curated record. The transcript has 3 exons. Bases 50 to 1930 code for a protein of 626 amino acids. NCBI's taxonomy places the organism in Eukaryota, Metazoa, Arthropoda, Insecta, Diptera, Culicidae.